CUCCCCUAAAACAAGGAUCUUCUCAUUCUGCCUGACAGCUAGACCCGACUAGCAGAUCACAGAACCAUUCCCUGGAAUCAUCGUGCAACUCCUGCUGAAACUUGGCAAAGUAAACGGAGCCGCCAUCAGAUGAGGAUCAGCAAAUCCCGGUGAUGUUUAUUUUUCUUUGCUUUAAACUGGAUGAAACUUCACUAUGCACAGACAGCAAAGAAGAGCUAACACUGGGCUUCUACUACUAUUUGCCCAAAUUUAUCAAUUUGGACUCCACAACAUCCCCCCCGUGACGUUGGCGACACUUGGACUGAAUGUCUAUCUUUUUCUAAACCCUGUAAAGCAUCUGCAUUAUGUUUGUAUUAGCGUACAUGAGGGCUACCACCGAGGAGACUGGCAGCGCCUGCUCCUGUCUCCAUUUCACCAUGCCGAUGACUGGCACCUGUACUUUAACAUGGUGUCUCUCUUAUGGAAGGGCACCAAGCUAGAGCAAAGGCUGGGAAGUGUUCUGUUUGCACUGAUAAUUGCUGUCUUCUCUCAGCUCAUCGGAGUGGUUUAUGUUCUCCUGGAAUUACUCCUAGCCGAGACCAUGGAUGACCCAUCUUACAGGAUGCAAUGUGCUGUGGGAUUCUCUGGGGUUCUGUUUGCCUUGAAAGUCCUUAAGAAUCAUUAUUACCCUGGAGGAUCCACCAGUUUAUUUGGCCUCCAAGUUUCUAACAAGUACGCCUGCUGGGCUGAGCUGGUGGCAAUCCACAUGCUGUCACCGGGGACGUCUUUCAUUGGACACCUCUCUGGGAUCUUGGUUGGCUUGCUGUACACACAUGGACCUUUGGGGACGAUUCUGGGAACUGCAGUAUCAUUUUUCACCAAUGACCGUCCAGCAAGACAACAGAGUUACUACAAUUCUGGGUAUGCCAGGUAUCCAGAGUACCAGUUCCAAGGAAACCGUGCUCCGGGGGCCUAUAAUGUGUACACUGGAGGGCUUAAUGAAGAAGAACAGCUGCAGCAAGCCAUAAGGGAGAGUCUUAAUGGCCCAGGUCAUGGGGCGCCACGGGAGCCAUCCUUGGAGGAAAUCAGAAGACGAAGAUUGAACAGAUUUUAAAACUGAUUUCUAAAGAUCUGGUAAAUGUAAAAUGUAAACUAUCCUCAGUGAGAUGUGUACAUUUAUCACACAUCAUUAGCCACAGAUGAAUAAAUCCUGCACAUUGUGGGAUUUAUGCUCAAUGAUCCUAUUUCAAGCAUUUUCUACCUAGUAAAAUAAAACGAAAUGUGUUUGCUUUC
Bufo gargarizans (Asiatic toad) is the source of this 1272-nucleotide messenger RNA. RefSeq names its product rhomboid domain containing 1 (gene RHBDD1). Gene Ontology annotation, cellular component: membrane. Gene Ontology annotation, molecular function: serine-type endopeptidase activity. The coding region runs from base 194 to 1093 and encodes 299 amino acids. The transcript has 7 exons. The record is from RefSeq and is a predicted model, not a curated record. Lineage: Eukaryota; Metazoa; Chordata; Amphibia; Anura; Bufonidae.